Messenger RNA from Malurus melanocephalus (red-backed fairy wren), 600 nucleotides. RefSeq names its product cilia and flagella associated protein 144 (gene CFAP144). The record is from RefSeq and is a predicted model, not a curated record. The coding region runs from base 19 to 417 and encodes 132 amino acids. Gene Ontology annotation, cellular component: ciliary base. The transcript has 4 exons. NCBI's taxonomy places the organism in Eukaryota, Metazoa, Chordata, Aves, Passeriformes, Maluridae.
GCGCAGAGCCGCCCCGCCAUGUCUGGCCGCCACAGCGAUCGCGGUCCGCCCGACGCGCUGCUGAACCGCCUGCACACCGAGCGGGCCAACAAGGAGCGGAAAUGGCAGUUGGUCUUCACGCAGUACACAGUGAACCCCCUGCACCCCGUUCACAUGGUCUCUAGGAAGCCAAUGUCUUGGCAUGAAAAUAUACAGGAGGCAACAGAUGAUGAAUUCCUGAAUCUUCUUCACCGUGCAGUACARAUACCAAGAAUGAAAUACUCAGAGCCACAAACUGAAAGCCAAGAAAUUGGCUGGAACACAACACCUUUGGUUCCUGUGGACCGUAGUGAUUGCAGAUUAUAUUUCCCACGCCAGACAACUGAGAUUACCAAGUAUGGCUACCCUAARCCCCGGGGAGACAAGUCUAAGGACUAGGACAGGGGGAAAGCCACAGGUAGACUGUUAGUGACAUGUGAUAUGUCAGGCCCUGGUUGUUAUCAUUUGAGUCUGGUAGAUUUCUAGUAAGAGAUAAUAGAAAAAWAAGCAAAUCUCAGUCUGUCCAGACUUGCAACCUGACAACAGUGACACAAAUAAACCUAUCUGUAAGUUUCUAUAUUC